AUGGCCGCAUUUACCAGGAGCUGCAGCACUCGUGGCCUUCCGAAAAACACAAAGGAGCACUCCGUCAACAGCAAGGCCUCUCCAGGCUGUCCGUACACCUCAGCGCUGCGGCCCCCCGCUCUCCAGCAACCUCUGCAGCAGCUGCAGCAGCAGCAGCUGACUGCUGAGCAGCAGCAGCUGGCUGACCAGCAGCAGCUGGCUAAUGAGCAGUGGCAGCAGCUGGCUAAUGAGCAACAGCUAGUCCUCUUCCGGAAAAUAAGUGGUGUGCAAAUAUGA
Eimeria tenella is the source of this 276-nucleotide messenger RNA. RefSeq lists its product as uncharacterized. The transcript has a single exon. Lineage: Eukaryota; Apicomplexa; Conoidasida; Eucoccidiorida; Eimeriidae. Bases 1 to 276 code for a protein of 91 amino acids. The record is from RefSeq and is a predicted model, not a curated record.